AUGAACAAGUUUCUCUCAAGUUUGCUUCUGAUGGACAUGUGAGCUGGUUCCUCUUGGCAACAUAAUCUAAGGACGUCAUCUCUAACUCUUUGUCUCAUAUAGACGGUGCUCCUCCCUCAACCCACCGAUCACACCUGUGAUCCUUUGAAUUGGUCGUGGACCAAAAAACAUCUAGUUCUUUUUACAGUUGCAUGGGCCGCAUUGACAGCUGAUGUCACCGCGGCAGCUGGGUCGGCCAUUAUCUUCCCCCAGGCUGCGCAGUGGCACAUCACUCCUGGUCGAGCAAAUGAUCCCAACGCCAUAGCGGUCCUUCUCAAGUAAAGUAUUUCCAAAAGUGAUUAUCUAGCGAAAUACGCUUACAAGUCUGAUAGUGGUAUCGGUGGUCUGAUCUGGGUGCCAGUGAGCUCCAUCUGGGGCCGCGGGCCGGUACUCUUCUGGACAACCGUCUUCGGCUUCGGCUUCCAGAUCGGCAGCGCAUGCUCGACCGAAUACGAAACCUACUACGCUAUGCGAGUCGUCUCAGCCUUGUUCCUCACCAGUGGCCAAGUCAUAUCUAUUGCUUUUCUCAAAGACAUUUUCUUCUUCCACGAACGAGCUCGCAAGAUCGGUCUCUGGGCAGUGCUCUACAUCGCCUCGCCCUAUCUUGGACCCUGUCUCGCCAAUUUCAUAAUUGCGGCGACGCACCACUGGCCACAUGUCUACUGGAUGUGCUCUGGGUGCGCUGGCAUCCAGCUUCUGCUCGUGCUAGCCUUCGCGGACGAGACAUGGUACAAUCGCGAUGUGCCUGAUUCACAACAGCCCGCACGGCCUGGAGGCCUGGGACGAUUAUGGAGACUGGCUGGCGUCUGGGGAUUCCGGCACCAUAGUGGUUACUUCCCUUCGACUGCCUCCGUUUGUAAACGUUUCUUCUCGACAAUCACAAAGCCCGCCUUUUUUCUGAUAUGCUUGUCAUAGUAGGUGUCUAGCUAAGCACGACUUGUAUGAUUAUCGGCUGACUGGUUUUCUAGCUUCCUCUGCUUCGCCUGGGCAAUUGGCAUCAAUAUCUCAACGAACCUCCUACUAGCAACACCUCAAGAAGCUGGCGGCUAUGGCCUAUCUACCACCACGAUUGGCUACGUCUACUUCGUCAAUAUCGGCGGUGUAUUCAUUGGUGAACUUUUCGGCCACUUCUUUAAUGACUACAUGGCACGUCGCUACGUAAAGGGCCAUAAUGGCGUUUUCGAAUCCGAGGUCCGCCUCUGGACUGUCUACGUCUCCGUGGCACUGAUGAUCCCCGCGCUCAUACUCAUUGGCCAGUCUUUGGAGAAUACUCUACCGCUCGUCGCUGUCAUCUUCGGUCUGGGCAUCUUUACGACUGGUGUCAUGAUCAAUUCCGUGGCUGUCACGGCGUACGCGCUGGACUCGUAUCCAACAGUUCCGGCGGAACUUAGUGGAUGGCUAAACUUCGCGAGGACGGUCGGUGGGUUCGCGGUGGGCUAUUUCCAGCAGCCGUGGUCGGAGAGAGUCGGUGCGGAUGCGAGCUUCGGGACGCAGGCUGCAAUCGUGGCAGUUGCAACUAUUCCGGUAAUCGUGGUCCAUCGCUAUGGUGCAGGGAUUAGGCAGAAAUACGGGUCAAUUGGCUAG
Clonostachys solani is the source of this 1623-nucleotide messenger RNA. Lineage: Eukaryota; Fungi; Ascomycota; Sordariomycetes; Hypocreales; Bionectriaceae. The record is from the annotation of a GenBank genome assembly.